UUUUUAUUAAUGGCGACUAUAAACGUACCACGACGUAAGUUGGCCCUUGUAAUUGGCAUUGGCAAAUAUGACCAUUGUGAAGAAUUAAAAAAUCCAGAAAAUGAUGCCAAUGAUAUGUCAUCUACUCUAGAGAGUAUUGGCUUUAUUGUCACAAAGAAAUUAGGUCUAAAACGUGCUGAAAUGAAACAUGUUAUUAUUGAUUUUGAAGAAUCAAUACAGUCCGAUGAUAUGGUUUUAUUUUAUUUUGCUGGACAUGGGAUCCAAUGGGAAGAUCAAAAUUAUUUGAUCCCAGCAGACACUCCAACUUUGAAUGGUGCAGAUUUAAACAAGUGUGCGAUCAAUGCACAAGACAUUCUUAAUAAUUUAAGUGAUUGCAAACCAUACGUAACAAUAUUCCUGUUAGAUUGCUGUAGAAACUAUCAUUUACGUAAUCGUGAACUAGAUGCACGCGAUGCAGAUGCAAAUGACCCAAAAUCAAUAGGUCUCAAAGCUAUGCACAAAGCUGGUUCAUUGAUUGCAUUUGCUUGUGCACCUGGGACUAUAGCCAUUGACGGAAGAGAAGAGAAAAAUGGUUUAUUUACAAAGCAUCUUUUAAAACAUAUUUUCACUCCGAAUGAAGACAUCCAAAUGAUACUACGCGAUGUUACCAAAGGAGUAAAACAAGAAUCAAAAUCAAAACAAAUUCCAUUUGUGAGUGCUUCAUUAUCAGAGAGGGAAAUAUAUUUAUGUUAUCAACCAACGAAUCAACCACGUGAACCAGGUAAAUAUGCUAGUAAAUUCUACUUCUCUUGUUUAAGUGAACCAAAAGAGUGCAAUAAGAAGUUUGCCAUUGAAAUAUCUUUGUUUCUAACUAUUUAGAAAAUAACACAUGAGACAUUGUUAACAUUUAAGUUGUUUCUCGACGUAACCUGGGUCAAGUGUUAUAACUAACAUCAUCGAAAUAAACAGAAAACUUGGAUUCCUCCCCAGUCUCAGUCUUAAUAAUCCUCACAACUUUUUUAGCUCGACAUAACUAUUUCUUAAUUACGAGGGACACUCUCCAGAUGUUUCAUCACUUUCGAGUCCAUACAUUGGACACAUAGAGAUUCAUUGACAUAGUCUGACCCUGAAAACGAUAUCUGUGCAUAACCCUCUGGGUAAACCAGAUCGUAUUUCUAAAUCACAUUUGGUUGAAAUGAAAUUUUUAUCAGAUGAAGCCGGUAUUCGAUUUAGACUACGGCAAAUGUUAAGACAUUGUCGCUAAUUAACUUGCGAAUAUGUUAGAUUUAGAGUAACUAGUCGGAAAUUUGACGCACUCUAAGAAUACUAACAAAAGAAUCAAGUUCCAAAUGAGUUGACAUUUUUAUUGAAUUUAGCUUUGACAAUUUCGAGAAAAGCAAUAACAUUCCUAACAAUGGAGGUGUGUGUAUUGUUGAGCGAAAAAGUGGCACAUGUUCGGGUAAAAUGAAAGCCCUCAACGCCAAACUAACAAGGUUAAAAUAUUAGCUGCCAUUGGCUUGUCUAGAGGGAGAUAUUUAACUUUUAAGUGUAGGUGUAAAAGUGAAUCAAGAAAGGUUUUCUCCACUAUUAUAAGGACAAAACAUAGUGUUGUUCGGGGCGAUUAGGGGGUUUGUAGGGACCCUCUC
This is a messenger RNA of Rotaria sp. Silwood1, 1625 nucleotides long. Lineage: Eukaryota; Metazoa; Rotifera; Eurotatoria; Philodinida; Philodinidae. The record is from the annotation of a GenBank genome assembly.